Messenger RNA from Struthio camelus australis, 1587 nucleotides. NCBI's taxonomy places the organism in Eukaryota, Metazoa, Chordata, Aves, Struthioniformes, Struthionidae. The record is from RefSeq and is a predicted model, not a curated record.
UGUGGUCUUGCUUGUAGCCUGAUCCAGCUGGAGGCGUUCCUGAGUGGGAUGUGCUGCAGCUGUGAGGCAGCAUAUCGUGUGCUGUACUGGGAGAACCCCGCUGUCUCUUCCCAGUUCUACGGGGCGUUGCUGGGCUCUGUGUGCGUCCUGUAUGUGCUGCCCCUCUGCUGGGUCCUGGCCAUCCUAAACAGCACCCUCUUCUUGGGCAAUGCCCAGUUUUACCAUGUGAUACUGGAGCUGAAGGCCUCGAUCGAGCAGUGUCUGGGCACCAAACCCCUUGAGAGCGCUCAAGAGCCUGCUGACCCCCUGCCAGCUGCUGCCCCGCUGGAGCAGACUCCCACACCCACCAGCACAGAGGACCUCACCCCUGGCAGUGUGGAGGAGGCUGAGGAGGCAGAGCCUGAUGAAGAGUUCAAGGAUGCGAUUGAGGAGAACCAACUGCUGGUCAUGGAGGAUGACGAGAGCUCUCAGUGUUCGUCAGAGUUUGACCUCAGCCUCCCAGACAAUGGUUUUAUGAGCAAAAAUGAGGUGAUUCGCAGCAAGGUGUCACGGCUGACUGAGCGCCUGCGAAAGCGCUACCCCAGCAACAACUUUGGGAACUGCACAGGUUGCGCAGCUACCUUCUCUGUGCUCAAGAAGAGGCGGAGCUGCAGUAACUGUGGGAACAGCUUCUGCUCCAGGUGUUGCUCCUUCAAAGUCCCCAAGGCUGUGAUGGGAGCCACAGCCCCAGAAGCUCAGAGGGAGACAGUUUUUGUGUGUGCUUUGUGCAACCAGGUGCUCAUCAAAUGACUGGAACAGGCCCGGUGAGCCUGUGGGCCCUGAACUGUCUGACAUGGGUCCUGUACUGCCUCCUGGGCAGUGCUCCCACUGCCCUUGUUCCUGGGGGCCUAGGUCAGUUGGUUGCCAGCUUGGCAUCACCUUGCCAGAGGACACUUGCACUUGUUGGUCCUGCCGCCAGUGUUGGCGGGGGGCAGACUGGAUCUCCUUGCUGCACAGCAUCUGCCACACCAGCUGGGUCGAAACAGAGCGCUGCCCACAGCCGUGCACCCAUUGCCUCCCCUUGGUUGCCCUCUGGCAGCUGCUCAGUGCUGCUCCAAGCCCUGGGCACCCCGAGGUGUGGACUGUGCCCUGCCAGGUGGAGCCCAGGCUGUGGAGCCUGGCUCAGUGGUAGAGGAGCCGUCCUUCCUACUUUGAGUCUUACCUCUGUCCCCUAGGUGGGGGCAGAACAACCUCAGGGCUCUGCCCCAACCUUUCUGAGCACUGUGCUAGCUGACUGUAUUUUUGGGAUCAAGUUGGAGCUCUGCCUGCGUUCUGAAGAGAUGUGGACCUGAGUCAGCUGAGCUCUGUUAGCUCUAGGCGCUCCUGUGCUCCUCAGCCUCAUUGUGUCUAGGUCUAGUCUUUCCUCACCCUGUUUUUUAGCUGUAGCAGAGGCGUGGAGAGGGUAAGCCAGGGGCUCGGCUGUGCGGCUGGGUAGCUAUAGUGAGAGGUGCGAGUUGAGCUGCUCUGUGUACUUAGUGACUGCUGCUUUCUAAUAGAGAUUAAUAUAUAAGUGUAUAUAGAAAACAACCAAUAAAUCUCUUGUCAUCA